Molecule: messenger RNA, 1047 nt
Organism: Macadamia integrifolia
Lineage: Eukaryota; Viridiplantae; Streptophyta; Magnoliopsida; Proteales; Proteaceae
Product: protein LIGHT-DEPENDENT SHORT HYPOCOTYLS 10-like
Exons: 2
Coding region: 71-610 (179 amino acids)
Biological process (GO): mRNA transcription; response to light stimulus
Cellular component (GO): nucleus
Source: RefSeq, a predicted model, not a curated record
GCCUAAUUUCUUCCAUUCUUCUUUCCAAAAAAAUAAACACAAAAAUUAAAGCUCAUCAGUGGUUGCUGCGAUGUCUACUGACAGAGCAAAAGACCCUGGUGAAGGAUCAUCACGAUCUGCCGGUGAACAGCAGCCGCAAUCAUCGGCUCCUCCACCACUAAGUCGUUAUGAGUCGCAAAAGCGUAGAGACUGGAACACCUUUGGUCAGUACUUGAAGAACCAGAGACCUCCAGUUUCAGUUUCACAGUGCAACUGCAGCCAUAUACUGGACUUCCUUAGGUACCUGGAUCAGUUCGGUAAGACUAAGGUGCACUUACAAGGUUGUAUCUUCUUUGGGCAGCCAGAGCCUCCUGCUCCUUGUACCUGCCCUCUCAGGCAAGCUUGGGGAAGUCUUGAUGCACUCAUUGGCCGCCUCCGGGCAGCAUAUGAAGAGAACGGUGGAUCUCCGGACACGAACCCUUUCGGCAAUGGUGCUAUUCGUGUUUAUUUGCGUGAGGUGAGGGAGUGUCAAGCUAAGGCAAGAGGGAUUCCAUACAAAAAGAAAAAGAAGAAGAAAAAUCUACUCAAGCCCAACAAAGAUCCCAACCCGUCGAUGCAGUCUACUUCAUGAUUCCUAUGGCUUCUUCUCUUACAUGUUCCCUCAGGGAUUAGUAUUUGUUCGGGAGAGUGUCAUUGUUAUUGUGGGUUUUUUCCUCUUCAUGGUCCUGUUGGUGAAAGGGAGAUGUUGUGAUUCCCUUUGGGGGUUUUCUCUUGUCUUGUAUAUGUUCCUCUUUGUAUGGUUUUCCAUUUCUACGCAAUAAAGUGAUACUAAUAACCUAUCCAGAAAAAGAAAGAAAAAGAAAAAAAAAAACCCUCUAGGUUGCAGAGAUACUGUACUAGGCAAGGGCAAGUUUGUCAUCAUAUUGUAUUGUAAUCUAUGAAAGACAUUGCAAUUGUCCUUUGUACCUUCUCCCAGAUUGUCAUUUUGCCAAUGUUGGAUAUUAUAUAUUGAAGUGAAAUCUGAUCUCCUUCAUGCCUUUGUUUUGCAGACUCGACGACAAAAAUGCA